GCCACGCUAAAGGAGAAACCAUUCCCUCCUGGUGGUUAGGGAAGCGCAUUAUUUAUAUAAUUGUCUUUUAUUUGCCAAAAUAAAUAGACUCUUAGCAAAAAAAAAAACAUAAAUAUUAGGAAUGUUAAUUCGAAAUAUAUUUUUAGGGAGAAAAACACAAGCGAGUGAUAACUUUUGUUUGAUAAUAUUAUACCUAUACUCCCCUGUUUAUGGUGGUGAAGUAUAUGCCGAAACAAACAUGGCAGAUGGAUACAUUGAAAAAUGAACGAAGGUAACUGCUUGAGUUCUGGUGGAUACGGCCCCUGCACAAUGCCAGAGUGGCAGAGCGUUUUUGAGAAACAUGUGGGAAUCCCACCUCACAUUCAGAGAUGCAGGCUGACCCAAGAGCGAUCAGAAGGGUUCCAGCUUGUCCUGAAAAACUUGGAAGGUACGCCAAUCAGACAGAGACUCCUGGAGGGGUUCCAGGGGGUUCAGUACCAGCUCCGGGUCUCGCUCUUUGAUGUCACCUACCGGCACUUUUUUGGGAGGACGUGGAGGAGUCCUGCAAGGCAGCUGAGGAGCUUACCAGGGCACCCCCCCAGAGUGUCCUUUAACGAGGUCGUUUAUUUCCACACCUCUCUCAUCCACCCGAACAUCGUGGCCGUCGUGGAGGUGGUGGCCGUGGCACAGAAGCAGAACGGUUCUCAACAUGCGCUGUCCUGUGGCUUUGGGAUUCUGCGCCUCUUCAUCGGCCAGACGGAGCCUGUGGAAUCUUCCGACGCCAAGCUGGACAAGAGAUUACAUCUCUACCAUGGGACACCCAGAGCCUUGCUGAGCCCAGAACUGCAAGACCCCAUUGAAAAGAAUGAGUUCAUGACACUGAUCGAAGGGGCUCAUAUUCAGUGCUCCCUGCGGCCCCAUCCUGCCUUGGAAAGGGUCAUGCAUCUUAUCCCUCAGAACAUGCUGGUGUCUGGAGCAGAGACCAUUCCAGGGGUGGUGCCUCCAACAGGAGAAGUUGUGGACUGCUUGCAGAAGCCACGGCUCUUUAAGACAGUUACCUGCUACCUGGAUAAGGUAUCUCUCAGCCUGUAUCCCUCGCUUGAGAGGUUUGAAGAAGAACUACUGGAACUUCUGAACACAGACAGGCUUAACAGGGAGGACUCGGGUCCGGAUGGGAACUCGGUUGUAAUCCAGGAACGGCGGCUGCACAUCGCUGUUCACAACGGCUGGGGCUUCGUGGACAAACCCCAGGUGGUGGUGGUGGAACCCGAGGCUGAGGGGGCGAGGGGGAGGACGGGGAGCUUCAUCAAGAGACAGGGCUCUCUAACCAGACUCGGCUCCUCUGCACAGCACGUGCUGGUCCUAAGAAGCCGUUUGCAGCUAAAGGAGAUGGUGAAUCACCCUGCCUUUGUCAUCACCUUCCAGCUGGAAUAUGUCUUCUCAGCACCGACGGGCGGGGAAGGCAAGAUGUCCUCCACCACUUCUUUCUCCAAGACAGCCUACAUGCAGUCUGUGCGCUGGGCCGUUUGGAACCCCUUUUUGGAAGCAGGCAGUUCUGAAGUCAGCCUGUCAUUACAGGGAGGACCCCUACCAAACCCCAACAGCGUGAUGGUGUACAAGGCGACCUCUACUGAUAUGAGCUCCCCUGAGGUGAAGGAGCUUGAGCGCGGCACUCUGAGGGUUCGAUUCUCAUCCCGCCAGGAGGGACGCCCCCCCAGCCCAGCCCCAGAAAGGAAACCCCCGCCUUCUGCACUGCGUGGGAGUGUUUCCCAAGUCCAGGAUUCCCCUCCCAAAUCUCCACCUGGCCCUGGUCUGUCUAUAUCCCAGCUCUCUGUGUCCCCCCGCUACCCAACAAUCAGCCACUCCACUGCAUCUCCAUGGCAACAGCAGUUUCCCUCCCAGCUAUACCCAUCCCCAAUGGCAGGAUCCUACCAGCUGUCGCAUGCUGAGUUGCCAUUCGCCAGCAGUAUCGCCCACCUGGAGGCUGACCUGAGCUGCUCAGCUGCGCAGUCCUACUCCCCCGGCGCAGAACAGCUGCAGGAGCUGCCGUUCAACCCUGUGCAUGCGCCCAUCAUCGCCUUGGGAACCCAGGUGUCCAGCACCAGUGCUACUAUCUCACGAAGCUCACUUGUUCGACUCCACUCCUCUGGUUUUCCUGAGAUCGUAGACUGUAACAACCAAGCAGCUGAGGUCGUUGAUCCUGCUGACCCAGUCAACUUCAGCCCCAACAGAGAAGAGUCUGACUAUCUCCAGUGCAAUGAGAUCAUCCUCCAGUUCCUUGCAUUUACCAGAACUCCUCAGGAAGGGAUGGAGACAGACUGGCCGAAGUCUGUUUAUUUCACGUUCCAGCUGUAUCGCUUCCCUCCAGUCACCUCUCAGCGGCUGCUGCUGGUGAACACAGACAGGUCUGCAAGCAGAUCGAGGGACCCAGCUCCCUGCAUCCUGGUCCAGGUUAACAAAGAUGGAACAGUUAACUCCGGGUCUCCAGGGUUACAGCUGAAGUACAUGGUGGACCCCGGCUUCCUGAAGCUAGGUGAACAGCGCUGGUUUAUCCGCUACCUCGCCCUUCAGACUCUGCAGAUUGAUGUAUGGGACGCAGAAUCUUUGCUUCUCAUUGGUUCCUCAGCUGUGGAACUCAAGCAUUUACUGCGUCAGGGAAGGGCUGCAGUUCAAGUGAUCCAUGAAUUGGAGGUCAUCACAACAGAAUAUGUCCAGGACUCUGUGGGUAUCUCUCAUCACCGCCGUGUGAAUGCCAUUGGUGUGUCCACCAUCGUGAAGGGGACACUGCAUCUACGCAUGGGCAACGUUGGACACCUCUCGGAGCACAGACUGAAGCACGCAGACUCUCUGCCCCCAUCUCUCUCGCGGGUCGUCUCCUCCCAUGACAGCACCAGCAGCUUCACCGGAGGCAGCCUGUCCUCUACAAGCAUCUCCAACCUUAACGCGAAGAACGCCUCGCGUGCCCGACGCCUGCCCGAUAUCGACGGGGAGCUGGCGUCCAUGCUGUGCAGCCGAAUGAAGGAGGCCAGCAUCGCCCUGCAGCACGCCAGUGGGGAGACGGGUAGCACGCACCAGCGCAAACUGGAGAGGAUGAUGGCAGUGCGGCAGUACGAGGCAAAGGAGGGUGACACAAUGCCCUACAUCAUGGUCCGUCGGGUGGAGCGGAUCCAGCACUCUCGGGACCUGCAGAUAAUCGAAGCUUACAGGGAGCGCAGCAAAGCAGAGAGCAUCACCAAGAUGCUGAGUCUGGCCAUCACUGCCCAGCACACUGUCUACGCCACCCUGGGCACAGCAGAGUUCUUUGAGUUUGCCCUGAAAAACCCCUCCAACACUCAGCACACUGUCACCAUUGAGUGCGAGGAUCCAGAGCUUAGUGUCAUUGUGGACACACGGGAAUGGGGACACUUCAAGGAGCUGUCGAAGACUCUCACCCCUUUGGAAGAGGACAUGUUCCACCUGGAAGGAAACACACUGAGACCCCAAGUCUAUCUCCGUCCGAAAGAAACCGUCUACAUCCCUUUCAAAUACCAAACCUUCAAUGCAGACCAUGCAGUCAUGACACAGGGACCAACCGAUCUGCGAUUGAGCAGGAGUGCUAACGUCAUAGACAGACAUCAAUCCAAAACUGUCCAGGCUAAGAUCAUCCGAGUCUCAUUCAGGGCGGAGGACGGAAAGCCUCUGGCUAUCUGCCAGGUUAACGUGGAACCCACGCCGCACGUUAUUGAUCAGACGUUUCGGUUUUACCAUCCCGAGCUCACCUUCCUAAAGAAAUCCAUUCGGCUGCCUCCGUGGCACAUCCUACCAGGAACACCAGUUGGAGUGCCAAGUGGGGAGCCCCAAAUUUAUGUCCGAUGCAGUGACCCCAAUGUUAUCUGUGAAACCAAGAAGAUGGCUCCAGGAGAACCCCAGGAUGUGUUUCUGAAAGUAGCUGGUGGUCCGAGCCCGCAGAUUAAGAAAUUUUUCAUCACAAUUUUCAUGGAUCCGUGGCUGGCUGCGCCCGUUCAGAUCUGGCAGUUCUACAUUCACUGCCUGCAGCGCGUGGAUGUGAGCUGUCUGACCGGUCAGCUGACCCACCUGUCGCUGGUCCUACGAGGCACACAGACUGUCAGGAAGGUCAAGUGUUACUCCUCCCACCCACACCUGCUGCAGAUUGACCCGGCAGACGUGUUUGUCCUUCCUCCAAAUGCAGUCCAGGAUCUCCACAUUGGAGUGCGGCCCCAGAAGGCAGGCAGUAAAUUCCUCUACCUGAACAUGGUUGACGUCGACUACCACCAGCUCGUGUCCUCGUGGCUGGUCUGUGUGUCUUGCAAGCAGCCGCUUAUAUCCAAGGCCUUUGAAAUCUCGCUCUCAGCAGGGAAGGGCAGCAACAAGAAAAUUACCUACACCAAUCCGUAUCCCACCAGGAGAUCACACUUCCUCUGCACAAACCGGACGGACCUGCUGCAGUUCAAAGAGGACGCCUUCGAGAUCGGAGGGGGAGAGACGUACACCAUCGGCCUGCGAUUUGCGCCCAGCCAGAGCACAGGUGAGGAGGAGAUUCUCAUUUACAUCAAUGACCAGGAGCACAAGAACGAGGAGACUUUCUGUGUCAAGGUUGUGUACAGUUAAGCUGGUGGAAAGAUGACAUCUGCCAGGGUCUCCUGCAACACUACUGUUCACUGAAACCAUGAGUGGUUACUGCAGCUGGGGGUCACAAGUUAGUAUUUCCUUGUUGUUCUAAAAUAAAAUUUGAGUAACCCUUUAAACAUUAAGCUGAGGGAACACGAAGACACUUUUUCAGGAACCUAGUUUGAGGUACUUUGCUGUAUCAAACCCCAAGUCUUAUCUGGUGUGCCAUGCAGUGGCCUGAAACCUAGUCUCCUGAAGUUUCAAGUUUCAUGUUCCCUCAGCUUUAGAUGUGGGACACUUCAUAGCAAUUUUACAGACAGCCUGACCAAAUCAGGUUGGUGGGGCGGUAAAUCAGACCCCAAAUUACUGAAAAUACCUAUUCAGCAGAUAUCUGGUAUUUUAUACAGUUAAGGGCCACCAAUGUGGAGUUUUUAGCUUUUAAGUUAGACUCUACAGUGUAGGGCUGCAUUCAGUUCAGUUUGAUUAGAGACCUUAAAACAUCUAUAAAUUUGGAACCACUACAGUAUGUAUUGAAUAAUUGUGAGCUUAUUUCUAGUGAAGUAAAAAAGGGAACCUUUUCAUUAUAAUAAUAAUAAUAAUAAUAAUAAUAAUAAUAAUAAUAAUAAUAAUAAUAAUAAUAAUAAUAAUAAUAAUAAUAAUAAUAAAAACUGUAACUGACAGAUAUUUACUGUAGAAAAUAAAUGUUUAUAUAUAACAGAUAACAAACACAAAAAAUGAAUAUAACCCUACAUCUUUUGAAACAUAAUUAGCCUGGCUGUAAUGAGAGAGGAUUUUCAGUGGGGAAAUACAGGCUCUUCAGACAGCUGUCAUUGCCAUCCCUGCACUCUGAAGAUUGCCAUUUCCAAUCCAUUUCUACUGGCGCCUAGGCAGCAACUGCUGUCUACAAACCCCAGGUUUAUAGAACUGAGAGUUAUACAACUACUCUUAUUAAGAUGCAUGAGACGAAAGUAAAUGUGGUGUUGGAAUUAUAUAUUUAAAAACAGAAGCCAUUUUCAAUCAGAACCUUAAAAAAAAGUUUGACUUUCUGUGCUGAAAGAGCUUCUCUCUCUGCUUUCAGGGGAGGCUUUUGUGUUGCAGGAUUGCUCUGCUCUGGCACACAGCCAGCCCACAGAUACACUUUUUAAAUGCUUCCCACAGCUGUACAUGCAUGCUCAGUGUAAACUGUAGUCAUCUUCUAUCUUCAUGCAAAACCAGUCUAACUAAAGCACUGCGCUCGCACUGCAGUUUAUUUGCAGGUCUGGUUCAUACAGGGGACUUCUGAGGUUGCCUUUAAUUAUUUACGCUGACCUACAUUGUGCUCUGCAGAGGUAACUUAAGAGGUCCCUUAGUGCAGAGUUUAACCAAAGGUUUUCAUCAGUGCUUGACUUGCCAUUCAAGAUAUUGGUCACCCUAGCAACCGUCAGGGAUGCUGGAGAAAAGCGUUCUGUUACCUCCGAGAGCCUGAUAAGAUUAUCCUCUAGGUUUAAAGGCAGAAAACAAUACGCCGCGAUUUACUCAUACUGAAGAACUAGCUGACACAGGCAUUCAUUUCUUUAUGAAGCUUCCUUGCAGGGAUAUAGGAGAUGUACAGUAUAACAUAUGUAGAAUAAUCAUCUACUUGCUUUAUUAAAAGUCCUGAUUUCCAUAAAUGAGAUUUACAUAAUGAUCUCUAAAAAUGUAAUCAGUAGUGUUGUACUGUACUUUUGCACUAAAAUUGUAAAUGCAUUUAAUGUGUGAUGUAACAUGAACCAAGCCUCAACCAUGAGUGCCAGGCUGUGAGUGCUUAUGCUGUGGAAAUGUUCUUUCAUGCAGAAUGAUUUGUAAGGCUUUUGCUGCUAUUUUGGCCCAGCAGGUGGCACUGUGGUGUUGGAAACGAUGUCACAGUAAACCCCAGUUACAGAUAGAGAAUUACAUAUAAAUAUUUAAAUGGUUUGUCACAAAAUGGAUGAUGAUUGCCUUUCAAUUUAUUUUUUAUAGCAUAACUAGAACAUAUAAAUGGUAUUUUACAUACACAAAUAUUUAUUAUUGUAAUAAACCAGUAAUAUUGUUUGCACAAAUGUCUUUUUACUGAAAUGUACUAGGGAUGUGUAUAUAUGAUUAUUUUUUAUAUGUAUCUGUUUGUGUAGCUUUUUUACACAUUUUUUCUUUUUUAAAUUUCACAUGGGAUUUUGUAAAUUUGAUAAAUAAAGAUAUUCUUUAAAAUGAA
This is a messenger RNA of Acipenser ruthenus (sterlet), 6793 nucleotides long. RefSeq names its product nephrocystin-4-like. Gene Ontology annotation, biological process: negative regulation of canonical Wnt signaling pathway; protein localization to ciliary transition zone. The coding region runs from base 262 to 4587 and encodes 1441 amino acids. NCBI's taxonomy places the organism in Eukaryota, Metazoa, Chordata, Actinopteri, Acipenseriformes, Acipenseridae. The record is from RefSeq and is a predicted model, not a curated record. Gene Ontology annotation, cellular component: ciliary base; non-motile cilium; cytoskeleton. The transcript has 30 exons.